This is a messenger RNA of Prunus mume (Japanese apricot), 1152 nucleotides long. RefSeq lists its product as uncharacterized. NCBI's taxonomy places the organism in Eukaryota, Viridiplantae, Streptophyta, Magnoliopsida, Rosales, Rosaceae. The record is from RefSeq and is a predicted model, not a curated record.
UUAAUUUAUAUCUUUUUUCUCUUCUUAGCUACAUAAAAGUUUGAUAUAAAGCUUAAGCUAGAGGAAAACUAGUUUGCAAUAUGAUAAAGAGAAGAUGGGAGAGGUUGCUGCUGCUGGUCUUUUUUCUGUAUGGCAUUGCCAACCCUUGCUCUGUCCUCGUAGAGGCAUGCGUGCCGGAGCAGAAAAUUUGAAGGGUAAGCUGAUGAAGAAGCAGGACAGGCUUUGCCAUGUAAAGGCCUUGUUUAAUCCAAGUCAGCCAAAGAAAAAGGAGCCUUUAACCUUCUACUUUAGACAUACUAUUGAUGCCCCUCUCUAUGAGUCCCCUAGGGCUCCAUUUUAUCAAUAUUUGGAGGAUGAGCAAAGGGUUUUUAAAACAAUUUUUCAGGACGAGGAAAAAACUCAACUCAGUGAGGAAGAGUGGAGAAUGAAAAUGCCAGCCAUGCAAGUCUUGUUCUUGUCUAUCUACCUUAUACUAUAUGUCAAGUUAAGAAUGAAAUCGAUGGGGAAAGACUACCCUUCUCAUGUUCCUCAAGACAUUUCCAGGGUUCUUGAGAUUGACAUUACAAGAUGGGAGCUCCUAGGCCCCUCAGAGUAUGAGCCAGGUGAUUUUAGCCUCACUAUCAAAGGAGCCAUAUACUCUGAAAGACAAGGAGCACAAAGCUGGCUUAGAAACAUAUUUAAUAUCAACAUAAGCUUCAUUGUUUCACCUCUGCUUGCUUGGGUCCCGGAUGAUGUUAUGCUAAACAUUACAAAAACGCUCGUGAAGACGACGAUGGACGAUGUGAAAAUAAAUGCCAGGCUGCUAGCAGAUUAUGACAAAUUCAAAACAGAGAAGCUCAAGAAUGUGGCCUAAUUAAUCAUGUGAGUAGUACUCAUUGAAAAAUCCAAGUACAAACAUAUGUUGAAUUUUCGAAUGUCUUGAAGAACGAAAAGAAAGAACUGCUGCAACUAAUAAGUAAGGAGUAGUAGGACACACUGAAGGCACCACAAGACUGAGAGGUGGUUGUUCUUCAUUCAUUGUAUUGUGAACCAACCAUGGCCAAAUUGUUUCCCAUUUCCAUCUUGAUUGCCCUGUUUUCAUACUCUGUUGUGUAUCAAUUGGGUUGCAAGUUCUAAGAAAUUAGUAAUGAGAAAGAAAUAGGGACUAAAAAG